This is a messenger RNA of Trypanosoma grayi, 1257 nucleotides long. Its product is annotated as putative tyrosyl-tRNA synthetase. The record is from RefSeq and is a predicted model, not a curated record. The transcript has a single exon. The coding region runs from base 1 to 1257 and encodes 418 amino acids. Gene Ontology annotation, molecular function: tRNA binding. NCBI's taxonomy places the organism in Eukaryota, Euglenozoa, Kinetoplastea, Trypanosomatida, Trypanosomatidae.
AUGAACUACAAGUACAUUCUUCAUGAGAAAUCCCCUCUCGCCAAGGCUAUUCGACAUCUGCUUCAGAUGUUUGCAGUCCCGGCCGACCACAUCAUCGCGGAGGGGCAGCACUUCGCCGUGAAGGACGGUUCAAUGAUUCACAUGGGCAUUCUUCCGCUCCUCACAACGCUGCGCACCACGGCAGAGGACGCCGAACUACGUGCCUUCAUAGGAGCAGAUGCAGAAGUGCGUCCGUUGGUGAAUGAGUGGGUGUCGACAGCGCUCCUCGUAUCUGCUGACGCGAUGGGUGAGCGAGCAGCUGCUGGUACACCCUUCGCUAAGCACGUCUUUGCGGAGAUUGAGAAGUGUGUGGAGACUUCCAACGUGCAGAAGAGCUUCCUGGUGGGAACGCCACGCGCGACUGUCGCAGACUAUCUUCUGUACGCCGCUAUUCAUGCCCACCCCAACGGAGCGGCGGAGACGCUGCCGUCCACGGUGGCGUGGUCGCUCCAUGCCCAGGGUGACGCCUUCCUUGCGCCCAUUCUCUCCGAGUCCGCAACAACAGCAGCAGCGGCAACGGCCAAGGCGGCGAAGGGUAAUAAGCCCAUGUAUGUGAAGCCGUCAGAAGAAGAGAUUUUGCGCCGCCGUCUGGAGAAGGAGAAGGAAAAGCAAGAGAAGCUGGCGAAACUGGCACAGGCUAACAGUGGCGCCGCAGCCGCCGCUGAUCCACAGAGUGCGAAGGACGACAAGGCGCAGCAGAAGAAAGGGCGUCAGGAGCCCGCCCCAUUGGAUCCCAACCGUCUCGACCUGCGUGUUGGCCGCUUCAUAAAUGUCAAGCGUCACCCAGAUGCGGACCGCCUCUAUGUUGAGGAGAUGGAUCUCGGAUCCGAGAAGCGCACAAUCGUCUCUGGCCUCGUGGAGCACUACACCAUCGAGGAGUUGGACAACUCGCUGUGCAUCGCGGUGUGCAACAUGAAGCCAAAGCCCCUGAAGGGCAUCACAUCACAUGGUAUGGUUCUCUGCGCCUCCAAUGAUAACGCUCUUCGCCUCGUCCGCCCACCGGAGGGUGCCCAGCCAGGUGAUCGUAUUGUUUUUAACGACGCCUUUGACCCCGCAAAGCUGCAGGAGACGAAGCAGCUGUCGAGUGCCGUCAUGAGCGAGUAUGUCGGGUUUCUGCGCACAGACGGUGAGGGCAUCGUGCGUUGGCGCGACACCCCCGCGCAGCACGCCAACGGUGUGCUCAAGAUCCCCGAGGUAACGAACGCCGCCGUCAAGUAA